AUGUUCGCACAGGCUUUCCUGGCGGCCACUCCCGAGCACCACUGCCGACUCUACCAGAACGACUCCUCGGGCAUGUAUGGCCACUCUUCCGGUAGACUCAAUGUCAGUAUUCCCAUGGAAAACGUGGACGGUAGGUGGAGGUUCAGCUCGUGUUUGAUGUACAACGGAACUGGUGGAACAGCAACAGGGGAUAGCCAAACAGUAACAUCGUGUAAUCACGGCUGGGAGUACGACCAGAGCAUAUAUCACAGCACUGUUGUCACAGACUACGACCUUGUGUGUGGGCGCCACUGGUUAAAGGAGCUGGGGCAGUCCAUCUUCAUGGUGGGGGUGAGCGCUGGGGGACUCAUCUCAGGAACGUCAUCGGACAGAUUUGGACGCCGUCCAACGGUUCUGGCCUGCAUCCUGCUGCAGCUGAGUUCUGGACUUGCUGCUGCCUUCACCAAAGAUUUCGUUUCCUUCAUUGUUCUCCGCCUGCUUGCCGGCGGUGCUGCCAACGGUCUCUUCUACGCCGGCUUAACUCUCGCCAUAGAAGUCAUCGGCUCGUCCAAGCGCAAUGCGGUGGGAAUGACGAUCUCGCUAAGCUGGCCCGUUGGUUCAGUAGUUCUCGGAGGUCUUGCGUACUUUCUGCGGGAUUGGUGGAGCCUUCAGCUGGCCCUGGCACUUCUAUCAGCGCCGCUGCUCUCGUACUGGUGGCUUCUUCCUGAGUCUCCGCGGUGGCUCCUGAGUAACAACCGGACCGAAGAAGCCAGAAUCAGCAUUCAGAAGGCUGCCAAGGUCAACAAGGUCACCAUUCCAGAUGAUGUCUACGAAAAACUGACAAAACCGAAGGACAAGGAACCUGGGGAAAAAUCCAAGAAGUACAGUUUGAUCGACCUGUUCCGGGGUCCUCGUCUGAGGAUGAGUACAAUAACAAUGUCCUCAGUCUGGUUUGCCAUAGUGGCUGUGUACUUCGCCUUGAUCAUUGGUUCUGCCGACCUAGCUGGUGACCCUUACCUGAACUUCGUCCUGGGCGGACUGCUGGAGAUCGGGCUGUCUCUUGUGGGUUUGGUUGCCAUGGAGAAGUGGGGAAGGAGGCCUGUGGUUGGUGGAUAUCUGUUCCUGUCAGGAGCCGCCUGUCUGGCAGUGGCAGCAACUCCAACAGAGCUACAUGAAGUUAGUCGAUAUUUGUUCUUGGUCGGUCGAUGUGCCAUUGGAGCCGCCUUCACCACUCUGGACGUGUACACCCCGGAGGUUUUCCCCACCGUCGUCAGGACGAUGGGUGUGGGCGUGGCCAACAUGUCGUCCCGUGUGGGCGGCAUCCUGUCCCCGUUCGUGUCCCUGCUGGCUGACGUGUGGCCGCCCCUCCCCAUGCUCACGUUCGGGGUUCUCAGCACUCUGGGCGGCGCCGGAGUCUUCAGUCUGCCGGAGACGUUCGGAAUCCCUCUGCCGGAUACACUUCAAGACGCCGAGAACUUGGGAAGAAAGCAACAAACAGAGUUUGACACAGCAGAAAAGAUCACCGAUCCCAAUCGCAACUGUGACCUGAGCUACAUUGGGCCUGUUGUAGUUAGUGGUCACGUGAUCUGGAGCAAUGACUUUUUCUAG
This is a messenger RNA of Branchiostoma belcheri (Belcher's lancelet), 1587 nucleotides long. RefSeq names its product organic cation transporter protein-like. Gene Ontology annotation, cellular component: membrane. The transcript has 9 exons. Gene Ontology annotation, biological process: transmembrane transport. Bases 1 to 1587 code for a protein of 528 amino acids. Gene Ontology annotation, molecular function: transmembrane transporter activity. Lineage: Eukaryota; Metazoa; Chordata; Leptocardii; Amphioxiformes; Branchiostomatidae. The record is from RefSeq and is a predicted model, not a curated record.